AUGACGUUGGGGACAUAUAAUAGACAUCAGGCCCAAAGGAAAAAGCAAGCAGCCUUAGCCGCAGCUUUACGUCAAGGCAUUCGCUGUCAGAAAUGUUUGGAGUACGGACAUUGGAGCUAUGAAUGCAAGGGUAAAAGAAAAAAUUUGGUUCGACCCUCACGAACACAAGUUCUCAAGAAGAAUUUGAAGUCUAAGGAUGAAGGGCAGUGCAGCAAUGGAAAAUGCAAGAUUCCAAACAACACACCUGAUAUACACCUCAGUAUACAUUCUGCACAAAAAAAAUAUGCAGCGUAA
Molecule: messenger RNA, 294 nt
Organism: Parnassius mnemosyne (clouded apollo)
Lineage: Eukaryota; Metazoa; Arthropoda; Insecta; Lepidoptera; Papilionidae
Source: the annotation of a GenBank genome assembly